Botrytis cinerea B05.10 is the source of this 1516-nucleotide messenger RNA. RefSeq lists its product as hypothetical. The record is from RefSeq and is a predicted model, not a curated record. The transcript is spliced from 4 exons. The coding region runs from base 217 to 1359 and encodes 380 amino acids. Lineage: Eukaryota; Fungi; Ascomycota; Leotiomycetes; Helotiales; Sclerotiniaceae.
GGUACAAUUAUACACUAUGAAGAAAUCAGGGGCACUAUUGUUAAUAUUUUCAAAUAAAUCUUCAAAGAAAUCUGUUCCGUAAAAUUUACUAUAAUAUCUAGUGACGUUCUCCUUUGGGAAUUUCUUUUUUUUCUUCACGGUUUCGCUGACGGCGAAAAGUUGAGCAUUGGAAAACGUCACAAAAUCGAAGAAAUAUACCAAACUGAGAAUACCAUCAUGACUUCUUUAGAAACUCCCAAGGUUGCACUUAUCACAGGAGCAAAUGGAAUCUCAGGAUCCGCCUUGUUGAAGCAACUUUCCCAGAAUCCGGUUUGGACUCGUAUCAUUGCCCUUUCACGAUCUCCACCCUCUAAUAUUCCAUCCGAUCCCCGUGUCGAAUUUCAUUCCCUCGAUCUCACAGCUACUGCUGGUGAAAUUGCCGAGGCCUUGAGUGCUAAUGGACUUACAAAUGUCACGCAUUUCUUUCAUUACGCCUACAUACAUACCGACUAUGACCAUCCCAAUCACUUGGAAGAGAUGACCAAGAAUAAUGUGCCUCUAUUUGCCAAUACGCUCACUGCUAUCGAUCUCACUUCUCGUGAUAGCUUGCAACGUGUGGUUCUCCAAACUGGAGGAAAGAAUUAUGGUUUACUUACCUCCCCACCCGUAUCAGUACCCCUAACCGAGGAUGCUCUUCGGGUGACCGAUCCUCGAUCCCUCCCCAACUUUUACUAUCACCAAGAAGAUUUCCUCUGGUCACUCUCUGAAGAACGAUCUUGGAGUUGGAAUGUCACAAUGCCUUUCUGGAUAUCAGGGUAUGUAGGGAAAUCCGGAAACAGCUGGGUUACAUCUGCAGCCAUUUACUUUAGUCUCUGUAAAGUUCUCAACAAACCCGCCAUUUUCCCCGGCGGAGAAGAUGAGUACUAUGGAAAGUGGGACAAGGGACAGCACUUCAGUACUAGUUGGGUGGUUGCGGAAUUCACAGAAUGGUUAGCGUUAAAUGAAGAACCGACAGUGAAAAAUCAGAAAUUUAAUAUUGUAGAUGAUACGGUUACAACAUUUAAAGAUGUUUGGGAGGGCAUUGGAAGGUAUCUUGGGGUUGAGACGAAGGUGAAACGGAAAUAUGAUCUGAUGAGUGAAGUGAAAGAGAUGGAAAAACAAUGGCCGGGAAUUGUAGAGCAGUAUGGAGUAAGAGAUGAUGCGUUGAGCAUUGUUACAUGGGAUGCGUUUGUUCAUGGGAUGGACGCUGGGGAAUGGGGAAGUGUGGUUAAUAUGGAUAAAGCAAGUAAAGCUGGUUGGACAAAGAGGGUCGAUACCAUUAAAGAGAUGGAAAAGAUCUUUGGGGAGAUGAAAAAGGAUGGAUGGAUUCCGAAUGUCUGAGGGGAAUUUGGUCGAGAUAUUUUUCAUCAUCUAGAAAUAAAUCUAGGGAAUUAUAUUGUGUUCCUAGUUGGAAUAUCUAGUGCAAAAAUCCAUCAUCUGUCGCUUUCUUAAAUGAGGAUUCCGCGCUGUGAAAGUUGAGAUAGAAUCUCAAGACGCA